ACUCCCAAUUUCAAGAGGAUGAUCCUGUAGUUCUGAAAGUACUCAACUUUUAGAAGUUUCCUACUACGAUGCCACCCAAAAGGGUGAAACGGAAGGACAAGAUGGCUCACGACGCGAUUCCAAUCGCCGAACCCCCUGCACAGAUACCAGCCCUCGCAAAGCUACCCGCCGAACUGUUUGAUGAGAUUAUCUCGUACCUUCGAGUUCUCCCGCUCAGUUUCUACUAUGACACGUACUACGAUAAGGCACGUGGUAACUUGCCGCAUCCACAAUUUCGCGAACGAACGGAUGCUCUACGCGCGCUCUCUGCAACAUGUAGAGCACUGAGAGACAUAUCAUAUCAUCGUUUGUGGAGUCGGCUGGACAUUUGCUGGGUUCCGUCAGAGGAGGCGGGGACUUGGUAUAAGUAUGUUAUGCAAAGCCUUCAGACCAAGUCCAAAGGCGUAGUCAGCUCAAGUGACUAUUUGAAGGAAAGCAUACGGACUAUCACGUUGAUGUUGUCCAAAUCCGAUGUCGCGCCAACCAUGACCGCUCUCAGGGACCUUCUGGAGGCUCUCCCAAAUCUUUCCACCAUACAAGUCAUUACAUGCAGGAUUCCAGGUGACUUUGGUAGAGCCACACAAGGCCUUUCGUGUCCCAACGUUCGAACCGUCGUUAUUCCUACCGACUGCCACGCUGUCCUCAAAGCUUGCCCCAAUACAAUGCAUGUUCGCUGCGCCGGAGGGUCAGGUGUUACCCUGAUUGGCUCUUUGAAGUUCUCCAAAUGCGAGACUCUAGAUGGAAUGAUUAACUGGGUAAAGGAUAUGAAAACGGUUGAUCGUAAGUUAUCAAUUCCUUUUGCAGGUCCUCUUUUAUCCGGGAUAACACCAUCAUCAGGAUUGAUCAAGAAUGCUCCAAAUCUUCGCAAGAUUGAGAUUCGGCGCCCAGUUUGCUUUGGGUUAGGAAUCAUGUCGCAGAACAAGGCCCCAGAACAGUGGUCUCUCGUGAUCUCGAAACUUUCUGGACUCCCAAAGCUUCGAGUUAUUGUUCUCAGCUUCCCCGGGUUGGAGGAGUUGCCAUCGGACCUUGUAUCCAUCCAGAAAGCUCGAGAAGUGUUGCGGAAAUCAAAAUUGCAAGAGGAGAGAAAGCUGAUCGUUAGACGUGUCAUUGCUCAACACUACGCUUCACCCUCGGAUAACAAGGAUCAUCAGGUCGGCGACAUAGUACAUCGCUAUGAAGAGGAAAUAUUCUCCUAGGCGGCCUUGUUACGAAGCUAUUUUGGACUGUGCUCAAUGAAGCGAGACUCUUAUUGUGCGACUUGUAUUUUUCCCUGUAUCUCAAGUCUGCGAACAGUGGUCAACUACUAUGACUUCCAAAUACGAUUGUGCACUUGGAUGAUCGUCUUUGACGCCGCCUCCAUCGUUUUUGUUUGUCGUCGAGUUAUCACCACCGAUGCCUUCAAAUCUGAAGGAGCUCUAUGACAAUCAAGGUUAUGUCGUUGUACCGUCCCUAGUAUCAGAAACAUUGUUCCGGG
Molecule: messenger RNA, 1513 nt
Organism: Somion occarium
Lineage: Eukaryota; Fungi; Basidiomycota; Agaricomycetes; Polyporales; Cerrenaceae
Source: the annotation of a GenBank genome assembly